GACGACUGAAAUGACAGAGAACUGUGUCCCUUUAACAGGUUUGACUGGUUUAGUUUUCAUUUUGCUUUCAGUUUGUUUUGCGUGUUAAAAUCUAGUUUCCACUGACGAAGACACUUGAGGGUCAAGCACAGGAUGAGCCAAUAAACUCUGCGUCUCACACCAGUCUGAAGUAUUUGACAAACCCGGCUGAAUCCUCUUGAUGAAAAGAUGGCAAAACCUGCAAGUGAAGAUAUCAAAAGCUGUGAAGAAUUGGAACAACUUUUGAGUACAUAUGCAGAACAAAUUCAGGAGCUGUGUCAUCUUUACAACACACAUACCAAAAGUGAUGAAAGCCAAAAACAAGUUCCAAAACAAAACCAACAGCUCUUCAAGGAAACUGAAGAUAAAUCAUUCGAUGUCUCAUCUACUUUGAAAUCAGGAAUAAAGUUGAUAAAGAGAAUAAUACAGCAGAGGAAACAUGAUUCUGAUGUUGUCCAGCCGUGUUGUUCCUGGAGUUUAGCAGGAGAUCUGAGUGAAACCGAAAGACUUGAUAUGAUUCAGCAUGAUCAACAGAUGAUGGAACUUGUGAAACACCACACAGAGUAUCCUGCAGUCUUAUUGAUAUUUAAUGACUUCAGAAGAGUUUGCCAUAAAAUGGGCAUUAAUACAGCAUCACAAAGACAGUGUCAAACUUGUGCCGGUGUCAGGGACUCCUAUAAAUGGGACCCGAUUGAACCCUCUCUGAUCUCAGAGGAUGCACAGUUGAAGUACAGACUACAGCUUAAAUCAGGCCGUUACGAAUGCAGCAGGACUGGUCUUCGUAUCGAUUGCUCCCGUUCUGUUCAGCUUAAGUAUCACAUUUGUGACUGGGAAUGUGUAGCUGAUUUUCCAGAAAUGGAGGGCUUUACACCGUGCGGCCCCUUGAUGGAUAUUGCCAUCAUCUCAGGAAAACCAAAGGCAGUCUAUCUACCCCACUUUCUGUGUUUAGGUGGAUCUCCCAUUAAAGAUGAAGUGAAGGUUGUUCAUGUUGAAGACAGUGGGAUUUCAUUUGAGACGAAAGGUCUUCUUUUGAGGAAUGGCUUCUCUGUGUAUUACCACUGUGAAACACUAAUCUAUGAAACUCAGAAAUCAUACCUGACACUUCAUGUGUACUUGAUUCCAAGUGAGAAAAAAAUGAUAGAGGCUGCUGAAAACAAUGAGAAUAAAAUCAAGUCAAAGCUCAUCUCAAAGCCAGGGCCUGUAUCCUCACUUCAGACGAAGACUUGCUAUUCACUGAGGACACUGGAUGAGAAUAAGAAGUUUGAGUGCCGUUCUGAAGUUCAACCCAAACAGUUAGAGCUCAAGUACAAGCCCAUAAAUCCAGACUUCUUUGAAGUAUUCAUUGCUGCUCCAACGGAUUUUCACCUUCAGCUGAUACAACGACAUCGCAGUGAAGGUGUUUGGGAAGCCAAAAUACGUGACGGUGAUUACACCCAGAGAGUUUCUUCAGAGGGUCAUCAGCCUGCAGAGACUGUAGAGACUGACGCUGCACCGAAAAGUGAACGCUGCAAAAACAGUAAACGCGCUGAGUUUGUGGAGAAACACGAGAUAGAGUUGAUCAGAAGGGUCUCACUGAUGGAGCCCAUUGCAGACGACAUGAAACCUCUGAUUGGUGAUGAAAAAUACCAAAUCAUCUUAAAUUCAGGAACACCACAAGACAAAAUGAGAAAGCUUCUGAACUUUAUCACAACAACUAAACUGAAAGAGAAACUUUACCAGAGUCUUCUAAAACAUGAGCGCUUCCUUGUUGAAGAGUUGGAGAGUUCGGAGUAGAUGCUCUUUAUGUGUCAGUACAAUUAAUUCAAGAUGUAGGGCCCUAUGAAAUCUGUUUUAUUUUUUUAU
Cyprinus carpio (common carp) is the source of this 1860-nucleotide messenger RNA. RefSeq names its product NACHT, LRR and PYD domains-containing protein 1 homolog. Gene Ontology annotation, biological process: regulation of apoptotic process. NCBI's taxonomy places the organism in Eukaryota, Metazoa, Chordata, Actinopteri, Cypriniformes, Cyprinidae. The transcript has 16 exons. The record is from RefSeq and is a predicted model, not a curated record. Bases 208 to 1791 code for a protein of 527 amino acids.